Messenger RNA from Paralichthys olivaceus (Japanese flounder), 1005 nucleotides. The record is from RefSeq and is a predicted model, not a curated record. Lineage: Eukaryota; Metazoa; Chordata; Actinopteri; Pleuronectiformes; Paralichthyidae.
GUUUCCUCUGUGGACGUCUCCCAUCAGUCCGUGGACCAGGGUUUGUUCCACGUGCUGCUCCGAGCGUCCCUGUCUCUGUCCUCCAUCAAUAACCUGCUGCACUCACCUGCUGAGAGGACACAGGGGGAGGAGGAGGAGGAGGAGGCGCAGCUGGGGCUGCAGCUGCUGCAGGGUCUGUCUGCGGAGCUGGCGACCCUUGGCGAUGAGCUGAGCUCGCGGGGGUCAGAGGUCACGGCUGUCCUGGGGUCGGGGUGUGGUCGUCGGUGUGUUGAUGACCUGAGCAGAGUCCUGCCUGUGGUCCAGGCUGCACUGAGCGGCCGACAGAAGCAGCUGAGGAACCUGCAGGAGGAGACGGCACAGCAACGGGCUGUGAUGCAGGUGCAGGAUUCUCUGCAGCAGCAGGUGGAGCAGGUGAACUCUCUGCUGGAGGAGGCGGAGCAGCACAACCUGCCGUCCUCUCUGAUCCACCAGGCCACACGGCUGCAGGGUGAGCUGGACACAUCUCUGGGUGGCGUUGGCUGUCGCUGCGAGGAGCUGAGGAGCAGCGUGGAGCUGCAGCAGCUGUACGAGCGGCUGGUCCGCAGCCUGGAGGAGCUGCUCGCUCUGGGCUCUGAACGCCUCACGUCCGAGUCAGAGCUCCAGAGCAGAGCUCGGCUCCAGCAGCAGCUCAGCGCUCACACGAAGUUCUUUCAGUUCCUGGGCCAUCACUCCAGGAUCCUGCAGUACCUGACCUGGAGGCUCCCAGAGGACGCCCUCCAGAGGUGGGACGCCGUCACGACGGGCCUGCAGGACGAGGCGGCCCGACAGCAGCAGCGCGCUCUGGAGACAGGAACCAGGAUGCAGGAAACAUUACAGGUGUGGUCGCAGUGGGAGGAGGACGGUGCCUGGGCCGACUCCCUGCUGAAGGAAACUGCCACUUCAUUUCCCAAGAGGCACCAGGGGGGUGACGGCAAGGAGCUGUUGUCUGAGGAGCUCUCCGGCCUCCAGGCUCCACCCCUCGCCUGA